Molecule: messenger RNA, 2164 nt
Organism: Marchantia polymorpha subsp. ruderalis
Lineage: Eukaryota; Viridiplantae; Streptophyta; Marchantiopsida; Marchantiales; Marchantiaceae
Source: the annotation of a GenBank genome assembly
UGCACUGUGACGCUUUGAACGAACAGCACGUCAACCUCAUCGUCAAGCUUCACUAAUGUCAUAAUACUGAACACCAACGUAAAGUCUCAAGACUUGUCCGGAAUCAUGGUCACGUCUGACCAAUGAGCUCGUACGCAGUUGUAAUUAAGUUUUGCAAAAUAGGAAUUCGUACACACAUUGAGCAGGAUUGUGCAGGGUUCACGGUUGAAAAUUAUCGUGUGGGGUUUAGGUCUCUGUCUUCCAAAUCGCCUUGUACUGAAAAUGUAUUCCUGUACAGUCGAGAUUGAAUAACAGCGACCUGGUUCCACUCGAAUGAUGUGAAAACGUAUGGAAACAUUCGGCUAGAGGGUUUAAAGAUCACAAAACCCCGUGGAUUUACUUCGCACACUAUCAGUUUCGUCGUGGAAGAAGUGAAUGUGUCUGAAUCAUGGCAGAGAAUAAUGAAGGUGGAGUGUGCACGACGAAGGGAGAUUUGAUAUUGCGGGCGGAGGAUGUAGUUGCUGGGAUGGCCGGUCCUCUCGAGGCAUUGCGGGAACUUGUUCUCUGGCCACUUCUCUACUCUCAGGAGGCAGCGUGUCUCGGCCUUAAGUGGCCAAGAGGACUUUUGCUUCAUGGACCUCCAGGCACAGGUAAGACAAGUUUGGUGCACGCGGUCGCCAAAGAAUGCGGUGCUCAUUUGACAUCUCUGAGUGCUGGGACUUUGCACCGUUCCUAUGCCGGAGAAAGCGAGCGCCUCAUGAGAGAUGCGUUUGCUGAGGCAGCACUACAAGCAGUCAGUGGCAAACCAGCAAUUAUUUUUAUAGAUGAAAUCGAUGCCCUUUGUCCACGACGAGAUUCAAGGCGCCAGCAGGAGACCAGGAUUGUAGCACAGCUGCUCACAUUGAUGGAUGGGAUAAGCUCGAAGUCGAAAAGCUCUGCUCACGUCGUGGUUGUUGCUUCCACAAACAGAGUAAACGCAAUUGAUCCCGCAUUGCGUCGCCCAGGACGUUUUGACAGGGAGUUGGCCAUAGCUCCGCCCAACAGCGAAGAGCGAUACGACAUUUUGUGUCUUCACGGAAGAAAAUUGCCUCUAGAUGCGGAGGUGGAUCUUCGUAGUAUUGCUUCCAAGUGCAAUGGUUAUGUUGGUGCCGACUUGCAAGCUUUAUGCCGUGAAGCUGCUAUGUCAGCUCUUACGAAAGGCUUCAAAGAAGGAGUAGACAGUCAGACAAAGCUGAUAGGUUUAGCAGAGUGGGAGGAAGCCCUACUUAAUGUAGGACCAAGUAUAGUCCGAGGCACAGCGGCUGCUGAGGUGCCGAAGGUUUCGUGGGCGGACAUAGGGGGCCUAUUUGAUGUGAAGAAAAAACUCAAACAAGCAGUGGAGUGGCCCAUUAGACAUGCCGAUGCUUUUGCGAGAUUAGGCAUAAGGCCUGUACGAGGCGUCCUACUUCAUGGUCCACCAGGCUGCUGUAAAACUACUCUCGCGAGAGCAGCUGCACAUGCUGCGCAAGCUACAAUGAUAUCUUUGAGUGGAGCAGAGCUCUAUUCAAUGUAUGUCGGGGAGGGAGAGGCACUGUUAAGAGACACUUUUCGUCAAGGCCGGUUGGCUGCUCCCAGCAUUAUCUUUUUCGACGAGGUUGAUUCAGUGGCUUCACGGAGACAAGAAGGGAGUAAAACUCAAGGUGGGGGAGACGGAACCACAGUAGCAGAGAAGCUUUUGUCCACUCUACUCACGGAGAUCGACGGUCUUGAGCUUGCGCAGGGUGUUUUAGUCCUUGCGGCAACAAAUCGGCCACAAAUGAUCGAUGCAGCUCUUAUGAGACCCGGGCGUUUUGACUCGGUGAUUUAUGUUCCGCCUCCUGAUUUUGAAGGACGACUGGAGGUCUUGAAGAUUCAUACACGCAAGCUCAAAAUAGAUAGUGACGUUAGUCUGCACAAAAUAGCGAUGGAGACAGAAAACUAUACAGGUGCUGAAUUAGCUGGUUUAUGUAGAGAAGCUGCGAUGGUUGCCUUGAGGGAGAGUCUAGACGCUGAUACGGUGUAUGUUCGCCACUUCGAUAUUGCAAAAGCCUCAGUGAAGCCAAGCUUAACUGCAUUGCAAAUUGCUAGCUAUGCUAGCUUCGAUACUAAAGGGAAGCCGGUCUUACAUUGAUCAUACAUUUAAUAAUAGUCUCCAAUAUUUGCAUCC